Molecule: messenger RNA, 2075 nt
Organism: Eurytemora carolleeae
Lineage: Eukaryota; Metazoa; Arthropoda; Copepoda; Calanoida; Temoridae
Product: zinc finger autosomal protein
Exons: 2
Coding region: 27-1394 (455 amino acids)
Biological process (GO): regulation of transcription by RNA polymerase II
Molecular function (GO): DNA-binding transcription factor activity, RNA polymerase II-specific; RNA polymerase II transcription regulatory region sequence-specific DNA binding
Source: RefSeq, a predicted model, not a curated record
AUAAUUGUUAAUUUUUCAGAAAAAAAAUGGCGGAAAGUGUAAAAGAAGAAAAUGGAAUGGAAGAUUUCGAGAUGAAAGAAGAGAAACCAAUAAAAGAAGAAAUCCUCCAACCAUCAGCUGAUGAUAACGGUGUUUUUAUCAAGGAUGAAGAUGUUAAGUUGGAAAUCACUGAACUGAGAGAUGACGCAGCAUUGCCUGGGGAUUUCGGUAUACCGGGAUCUAUCCUCUCGUGUGAGAGCUGUGAAUAUUCUACAUCAUCACAAAUCAACUUAAUGAAACACAUGGCAAGCAAACGCAAAAUUAGCGUGAUCUUCCCUUGUGAUCAGUGUCAGUUUGCACCGUUGACACUGCCGAUUCUAAAAUCACACAUAAAGAAGAUUCACGAGAAUUUUUUGCAUGCUUGUGAUCUAUGUGACCAUGUUCCCAGGUCUGUGGAGGAAUUGAAAGAUCACUUGUUACUAAGUCACCAAAUGGUCCGAUAUCCAUGUGCUCAUUGUGACUUUUUAGCAUCGACAAAUGAAAAUCUCGAAUAUCACAUUGUGAGAAAGCAUGUUAAAAGAAGAUUUCCGUGUCCCUUGUGUAAAUAUGCAGCAAAUUCUAAAAAGAAUCUGAAUGCUCACGUAGAGAGUAUUCAUGAGAAACGCAAGUAUCCGUGUAGUGAAUGUUCUUACGCUGCAACAUCAACGAGUAGCCUAAAAGCGCACAAAGAAAGGAAACACGAUGGUGUAAGGCAUCUCUGCGGGGAGUGUGAUUACUCUACAGCGAGUUUAAACAGCCUUAAAGUACAUAUUAAAGGUAGACAUGAGGGCUUGGGGUAUUAUUGUGAUAAAUGCGAGUAUUAUUCAAUUUCCCCAACUGGUCUGAAAAUGCACAUCAAUAUUGUUCACGAAAAUGUCCGAUUUCCAUGUGACCAGUGUGAGUACAAAGCAACUAGUGUCGGAAAUCUCAAAGGUCACAGAGAAAGUAAGCAUGAUGGAGUAAGAUAUCCUUGUGACGAAUGCGAGUUUUCUGGAAUUACCAGACGUUCCCUGAAAGAGCACAAACAAAGAGAUCAUGAAGGCGUGAGAUACCCUUGUGAUCAGUGCGAUUAUGUGGCAACUAGGGUAAAGGUUUUAAGAGAGCACACCAGCAGUAAACAUGAAGGCUUGACGUUUCCAUGUAAUGAAUGUGAUUUGGUCGUUACCACGAUCAAAAGCUUAAAAAGGCACAAGUUGAACAAACAUGAAGGAGUGCGAUAUCCUUGUAGUGAAUGCACAUUUUCUGCGUCAUCAAGCUGUAUCUUAAAGACCCACAAGUUAAACAUUCACGAUGGAGUGAAACAUCCCUGUGAAUCAUGUGACUUUGUUGCAACCACAGCUAGAAUUCUAAGACAACACGUCAAGAGCAAGCAUUAAAGAUCUUUUUAAAAAAAAGUACAAAGCUCUGUGUUAUUUUAAAGAGUGGAUUUAUAAUUUUCCGCUAAGCUUCCCGGAAUCUUGAACCAUAUUUAGCAUACUAAUAACAGCAGGCUUUGCAGCAUUUUUUUAACCUCAAUUACUUUAUGCUUCAUCUUUCCAAACUUAAAAGAAAAAAAAACAUUGUUUUAAAAUCAAUUUUAUAUUUGAUUAAAACGUAAAAGAUACAUUUAAAUCAAUUUAAAUAAUUUCAUUUAAAAUGUAUAUUUUUAAUUUAGUAUCAAAAUCCGGAUCUGUACUGAAAAGAAGUUUGGUUUGAGAAAUGUGUAUUGUGAAAACUGUAAAUAGAUUUAAGUAAUUGGUUUAGCAUAGUGUAUUGCUGUGAUUGUGUUUUUAUUAUCUGUCUUUGUACUUUUCUGUAUAUGUUAUUCCUUUUUAAUUAUUAAUAUAUUUUAACAUGUUUUGCCGUUAAACUUGUACGGUUUUGACGAUUAUUAUAUACACUGUACAGCAAUGAUAGAAAACGUAUAAGCGACUAUUGUUUGGUUGUUUGUUUUAAAGGCUUUUAAGCCAAAAUUCACUUAUUUUCAGAAGUGGACGAAAUAUAAAGGGGAGUACUUGUGUAAGAAAAUAUAUGUACAUGUAACCGCAAGGCGAAAUAUAUUUCCUUCAAACCUUUUU